Messenger RNA from Torulaspora delbrueckii, 654 nucleotides. RefSeq lists its product as uncharacterized. NCBI's taxonomy places the organism in Eukaryota, Fungi, Ascomycota, Saccharomycetes, Saccharomycetales, Saccharomycetaceae. The transcript has a single exon. The record is from RefSeq and is a predicted model, not a curated record. The coding region runs from base 1 to 654 and encodes 217 amino acids.
AUGACUGAGGAUACAGAUAAGAAAUGGCCUUUGAAUAGGCCUGUGUCGGCCCAUAUUACAAUACAUUAUGAGGACGAUGAAAGAGAAAGAGCAGGGAAAGUGGUUAAGACGGUGUUGAAUAUUGAUCAGGCAGGUGAAAAUGAUGUUGCGAGUUCAUUGCAAGGUUAUUCGUUAGAGGAGGCCUGUAAGAGUCCCACGGCUUCGCCGAGGGACUCCAGAAGGCCUUCUAAUGCUAACUCGAUGAAUGUUUACGAUUUUUAUCAGUGUGUGCAUAGACAACGAGAUAGUGAGCGUGAAAAUGGCUCGCAUUCCGUUGGUAGAAGGUUCAGUGAACCAAGAAUUCCUAAUACUACUAAUCAACAACAUCCCAGACAUUUGCAUUGUACGCAGGAGGAAGCUCCGAUUGUGCGAUCUAUGUCUUUGGCUACAGGCAUGGAUCCACAUCUCAUAAUGCUUCCACCUUUAAGAAAAAAUCGAGCGGAUGAAAGAUUGUCGUCGCGAACUUCUUCAAGAUCCUCAUCGAGGUCAUCUUCAGGAUCUGAACCUUCGGCAGAACAUAGGUGCCUGGAUCUUUCGUGUCCUUGCUCGAGGCACCAUCAUAGAAGGAACUCGGUAGCUGUGAAAUUUCAUAAGGCCAUGUAUAAGAAGGCCUAA